CAUGGGAUCCCUGUUGAAUGAAUGAAAACUCUUGGUGUCUACAGUCUUCUUUCGUCUGUCAAAUGGCUGUAUAUUAUUGUUUUUAUUUUCAUAAACAUCGAGUUUAUUUUCUGUUAUUGCUAUAAAAAAGAACACGUCUAAACAUAAUCAAUUAACAAAUUUAGUCAUAAGAAUAAUCAUGGAUGAACAUUCUCACGUUAAAGCUGACGUCGAGAUGGAUCUCACAGAGAUUCCACCAAUACAGCAAAAAAGAAUUAUAACGUUCGUUAACCAUUUCAUAAUGACCACCGUCACGUAUUUGAAUAAAUUUUGCCAGUCUUGUGAAUCUCGCUUUAUGGAGUUCGAGUACAAGAUGCAAAAGGUCGAGGCAUCCUUACUAAUUUUAGAGGCACAACUUGCCUCUAUCCCUGAUGCAGAACUUCAAAGUAUUAAUGAUAAAAGCAAUAUUGUAAAAGAUAGUGUUAAAUCUGAAGUGAAACCUGAUCCAGCAGAACCUCUACUGGAAGAGAAUAAAGCACAAGAAGUUCAGGAACCAGUAGGCGUCAAAGCGUGUGAACACCCCAUAUACGCAAGGUUUUUUAAAAUGGUUCGGGUGGGCAUUAGGGAACCAGCCGUUAAGCUGCAAAUGCAAGUCGAAGGACAUGACCCAGCCAUCCUAGACAAUCCAGAUGGAAUAAUUAGUUAGGUUAAGAUGAAUGAAUGAAAUAGUGUAAAAACUGUUAAUUUUUGUAAAUUUUAAUAAACAAAAGACACAAUUUAA
Anthonomus grandis grandis is the source of this 760-nucleotide messenger RNA. RefSeq names its product WASH complex subunit 3 (gene CCDC53). The record is from RefSeq and is a predicted model, not a curated record. The coding region runs from base 179 to 685 and encodes 168 amino acids. Gene Ontology annotation, cellular component: WASH complex. Gene Ontology annotation, biological process: actin filament polymerization; exocytosis. The transcript has 5 exons. NCBI's taxonomy places the organism in Eukaryota, Metazoa, Arthropoda, Insecta, Coleoptera, Curculionidae.